Molecule: messenger RNA, 3880 nt
Organism: Haplochromis burtoni (Burton's mouthbrooder)
Lineage: Eukaryota; Metazoa; Chordata; Actinopteri; Cichliformes; Cichlidae
Gene: wdr93
Product: WD repeat domain 93
Exons: 16
Coding region: 1720-3423 (567 amino acids)
Biological process (GO): electron transport chain
Source: RefSeq, a predicted model, not a curated record
UGUAUAAGACAUUUUAUAUUUUUCUGUUUUAUAAAGGGCUAACAACAAUGUUGUCAGCAGCAAGAGAGUUUUCCUUUGUCAAAAGUGUAAGAACUGCAAACUUUAAAACUUAAAGUGUCAAAUGUAAAGGAUGGGCUAAAUCAAGAUCUUUAAAAUUCAAGCUUUUAGAUCCUGAAUAAUAAUAUGUUUUGUUUCCUUAAUUGUUAAAGCGAAGGUCAGCUGGCUAUAAAAUCCUGUCAGUUAACACAGUGCAAUACCAUAUCAUUAUAAUGCUUCACAUGCAUGAAACAGUCCUAUUAAUUUUGCAUUUUGGUAUACUUGGAGGGUAACUGUAAACUGUAAAAUAAAGAUGGUCAUAGCAUGCAUUUUGAAAGCCACAUUCAUUUUAUUAUAAUUGCUUCAUUUUUGCCUGUUUAGCUGGAAGUUACCAUAUUUGAGAAUGUAGGUUAAGUCAUCAGCUAACACUAGUAACUGUGGUUAGCAAGCUGCAUUGAUAAACUGUACAGAUGCAGUGCCUGAAUACACACAUCUGCUACUUACUGCAAAGAUACAGACUAACUCUGGUAUCCAGAUGGAUGAGAUCUGAAAACACUCAGAGUUGCAAGGCGGCACUUGAGGCACAAAACACUAUUUUAUAUACUGUUAACUACCAUGUUAUAAAAGGAGAACAAGAGAAGACCAUCAGCUUGUCCCUAUGUUGACCUCAUCCCAGUAUCAUUCUCCAACUUGCAAUGAAAAACACAGACCAGUUCAGUUAAGUUUUGGCUGCUUAUUCAUGUGUGCUGAGUUCAGCAGGUUUAGUAGCUGCAAGGCUGACAUGCUUGAAGAGUUCUAUUAAAAUGAUAGCACAAAAGAAAUACUGUUUAUGACUGCUGCUGUGAUUUUGUGUUAUAUAAAUAAAAUUGGGAGCGACCACCAGAGAAACUGCACUCGUUGGUAUUAUAAUUGGUUUGAAUUUUUAGCUGCAGAGGUUGCUGCUUAGUGCAAAAAAGUGUCUUUAAUGUGUGUAAAAUUUUUCUAUACAUCAUACAGAUGUUGGCACUUGCAGUAGGCAAAGAUUGGUCCACUCAUCUAACAGGAGAGUGGGAACAGAUAAAUAUGCAUAUGCUAUAAGUAAAGUAUGAUUUUGAGAAACAGAAACCCUUAAACCACAUGGAAUAACAUUCAAAGAUAAAUGAGAAAGAGAGAGUCCUCCUCAGUAUGUCCUUUAUAAAUACAGGUAUGUCUCUCCAUCCGUUACUGUUACAUCAUGUAGAGCUAUCACAGUAACAAUCGUAAUCAUAGUCAUAAUAAAAUAUAUAUUUAUAAAUGGCAUACUAAAGCGGGGCAAUGUCUAUAAAUGAUAAAUUAAGUACUCUAUAAUACCUUACCAAUACUUUAAUAAUGCUUAAUAGUGUGAAAUUAUUAAAAAGUGCUACCAAAUAUAAAAAAAUAUACCUUCUGCUUUACAGAAAGUGCACAUAAGAAUAAUAUUUUAUCAGUCAUUUAUCACAAGAGUAGAACAUGCACUUUCUUCAGACAUAGAUUAGAUCGCAGGGCUGCAGAUCUCACUGUGACCGUUCUUCUGUAGCAUCCACGCCGGUGUGUAGCUCCUCCUGACACAAAGCAGCUUUAAACCGCGGUCGGGGUGGAGCCAGUCGGUUGUCAUAGCGACCGUGAAACAUCAAGCCCGUUCAGAGUUCACAGAGCUGAGGUUUAUUCUUCAUCACAAGAAAAGAAAUGGAAUCAGCCCAUAACGCAAAGACAUCCAGGGAUGAGACACCUACUUUGGAACUUACUGGUAUGAUGCAGCUCCCAGGAAACACCAACUGCUUGACUUGCUCAGACGACGGCAGGUAUCUCUGUCUGGGCCACUCCGGGGGCUUGUCUGUGUGGUGUGCGUCAUCUCUGAAUCGUGUUGCAGGGUGGCUGCAGGACAGGCUGGAAAUGACAUCUAUCCAGAUGACCAGUAUGUCUAAGACCAUGUAUCUGCUUGGCACUGUUGAUGAUAUGGGUGUUGCGAGAGUCUUUGGUCAUCAUUCAGACUCGAUAUACCUCCUCUGCGUUACUAACAUUAUGGAAGAUAUCAACAAAAGGAGCAUUUGUUUGUCAUUUGAACUGUUUGAAGGGGGAAAUUAUGGAGCUGCAUCACUCAGUUGCGGCGGAGCUGUUUGGCUCGAGGUCUACCAGUUUCCUUCAGCAGCAUGGCUGAAAGAGUUGGAGAAUGCACAGAACCCAAACUCAUCUGAAUGGUCACCAGUUACCGUAAUGAUUCAAAUCAGGCCACCAAAAAUCCCAACAGAGAAGGCACUCAGUAGUCCACCUGAGAAGUCGCAGCCAACAGACUUUCUGAUGCACUGUUUGGCUCUGGACAUAAUCAGGAGCAGCAGCCAUCGUUUGGAGAAGCCGCCCUUCAGUACAGAUGAAGGAAAAAGAAAGGAAAUGAAUGAAAGCCCAAGACAUUGCACGUGGCACUUUCUUCUGCCCUGUGGUCCUGGUGACAGCAAAGCAGAGUUUCAGCCAGGAUUACUUGUCGCUGUUGCUGUGUGGUGGAGUGGCAGCUGUAAUCUUCUUCAGUAUUUCCUAAAAAAAACACCAAAGAGCAGCCCAAAUGUGGACCCGAUGCCAGAUGUAUUGUGGCCAAACGCAAUGGAAAUCCUCUGCUCAGCUGUUAGUAAAUGCAACCGUUACAUCGCUCUUGGGCUCAGUGAUGCCUUGGUGUGUGUCUGGGACAGGCGAUCCGGGGCUCCAUUGUCUCUCGUUUUAAUGCCAGAAGCAAACAGCGCCUUAUUCAGGGUACAGUUUGUGGAUUGCUGCCCUGUGACUGAUGAUGACUUCCAGAUUUUUACUGCUGAAAAAGUCCAUCUUUUGAUAUUGUGUAAAAGUGGAGCAAUUCAAACCGUCACAACUGGACGGGGGACAAAACCCAGCACAAAGCAGCUCUCUGAAAGGCCAAAGGACAGCAAGGACCUCCCAACUGUCACUGCGUCAGCACAGUUCCUGCAGGGAUUGUCACUUGUAAUGCAAAGGAGUGGAAAAAUGUCCAUCCAAGAUGUCAUCAACAACACCACUGUGUGCUUCCUGACUCCUCCCACAACUCAUCUCAUUACGACUCCCCACAGUCCAAUUUAUGCGCUGAACUCCAAACAGCAGAGUCUGUUCAUACGAGGUGACCAGGACACCAGCUGCAGUGUUACAUCUGAAGAAAGGAGCCAGAGCCAGCUUUUCGUCUUCCGUUUUGCAGAGUCUGACAUCUUUAAGCAGCACGUUGUUUCAUAUCCUGAGUCCACACAACAGCAGCAAACUCUGAGCUACGACACCUUAAAGGAAACCUGCAAUCUCUACCUUCAGAAAAGAGCACAGUCUGUGGAGGAAAGGAACAAAACUCUGACACAGACAUGGGAGCAGCUGCAGGAAAAUCCAAUGAAGAAUUGCAGCAAAUGAUAAAGAUACUAAUAAAGUGAUUCCCACCAUCUGUAAAGCACUACUCACCCAGACACAAAGUGGAGGAUCCUAUUAAAUAUUAUUUCUUUAAUUGAUAAAAUUAGCAAAUAUAAAUAUAGAACUGCUGAAAUUGUCUUAAGAUAUUGUCCUUGUUUUCUGUUAUUUAAAUGUUUUUGAUGCAUUUGAAUUGUAAACUGAAAUUGUUUUAUUAAAACAUCAAUAAUUUUGAGAAUCUGUUUCCUGGUGUAUGGGCACACACAAAGACUGCAUGUAAAAGAUGAGUAGCUUCCAGAUUUGAAAUGUGAAGCCAAAGGGGAACUCAUUUAAACCUGUAUUUUUCUAAUUGCCAGCAGGGGGCGACUCCUUUAGUUGCUUUUGUAAGUACCUGCAGGAAACUGAACUUUUGUUCUUUUGGUCUAUGACCAAUGUUCCCUCUAAUUUUUCACGUGUCUGAGCG